Molecule: messenger RNA, 589 nt
Organism: Rotaria socialis
Lineage: Eukaryota; Metazoa; Rotifera; Eurotatoria; Philodinida; Philodinidae
Source: the annotation of a GenBank genome assembly
AUGCAGGUAACCAAUGUUAAUGAUGUUCGUGUGUAUAAUUUAACAUGUGGUCAAAAAGCAGUACCAGAAUGGCUGAAUGAUGAUAAAAGAAAAAAAUUGAAAAAAGAAGCAGAUAUGAAACAACGUAUUGAAUUAAUUCAAGGUUUUGAAAUGCCUAUGUUAAGUAGUUGUAUACAAAUGACACGCGAUGGUCAAUACAUUUUUGUCACUGGUGCUUAUAAACCCCGUGUUCGUUGUUAUGAUGUUAAUGAAUUAUCGUUGAAAUUUGAACGUUGUUUUGAUAAUGAAUGUAUACAAAUGAAAAUUCUUUCAGAAGAUUAUUCAAAAGUUGUAUUUAUGCAUUCUAAUCGUUAUAUUGAAUUUCAUUCUCAAGUUGGAAAUUAUUAUACAAUUCGAACGCCAAAACAAGGACGAGCUUGUGAUUAUCGAUAUUCAUCCUGUGAUCUUUAUUGUGUUGGAGCAACAAAUGAAAUCUAUCGAUUUAAUCUCGAACAAGGUCAAUAUCUAGAACCUUUAUCCAGCAAAUCAACCGGUUUUAAUGCUUGUGAAUUCAAUCCUGAACACGAACUAUUUGCUUGUGGUUCUGUUG